GCAUAGUUACACAGUUGCACCUAACAUAUCUUCACGAGAAUUCAUUGUGGGUUCAUCAUUUUUCUUUCCUUCCAACGAUGUUGUAGCUCAUCUUCUUUGUUGAAUGUUCAAACCCUAUAUUGUUUCAUUCUUAUCCGAUUUUUCUUUCCGUGAAUCGUUUAUUUCCUACAAUGGCGACGGCGGCAUUCAAAUCUACGACUAAGAGAACACCCAUAGGAGCCUCAUCGGCUUCUUCCACCGACGAUUCCAGUUCCUCUAAUCGCAACUACUCCGCUUACCGUCGUGCUCGAAGUCUUAGCCGAGCGCCCCGCCGGGUUCCUUCUCAUGACUUGGCCAAUGACCCUGAUGAAUUCCCUGCACCAAGAGGGAAAUUCGUUAAUACUGUCAGGGGUUCUGGGUUUCCUGAGAUCAGUCUUGAUGAUCUUGCCAUUGAAUUCUUCGAAUCUGCCAAUCGAGGUCGCAUGGCUUCGAGACACUCUGAGCUCAGUCCUGCGAAUGGAGCCACUGCAUCACGGAGUCGCAUGGCUUCGAGACACUCUGAGCUCAGUCCCGCGAAUGGAGCCACCGUGUCACAGAGGCGCGGGAGGUCUGUUUCGAGGAAGAGCUCUGGAGUGAUCAAUGAUGGAAGGGGCAACUCUGAUUAUGGUGCUAACAGAGAUGGAGGGUCAGAUGCUCAUACGGGAAGGAGGAGAUCGCUCUCGGUGGUACGGUACCAGAUUAGUGAUUCUGAGAGCGAUCCGGAUCAUUCUCGGAAUUCUAAAAGUCGUGUGAAUCUCAGAAGUAUUGAUGUGGCAAACAAGCCAAUACAUAAGACGGUUGCAUCUGAUCAAACACCAGUGCUGAGAAGGUCCCUUAGCCAAAAAGACAUGAGGUCAUAUGAUGGUUACUCUGUGACUGAAUCUGAAAGACUCUUUCUGGCUUUUCAGAGUCAAUCUUCAGUUCUUACUGAUGAGGAAGGUGCUGGUGCUCACCUCAGCCAAAAUGCGACUGAGAAUAUCCAGACUAUUUAUGCACAGAAGAAGGCAGCAAAUUCUGGCAUGGACGGUGGAUUCCACAAAGCUACACAGAAGGAAUUAAGACAUUCUGUGGAUGUCAUCAAAACGAAAAAUGAAAAGGUCGGGCUGAAACCAAGGACCUCCACUCUAGCUACUGUUGAUCGCUUGCUGUCAAACAAUUCUGACGUUCUUCAUAGCGUGUCUUGUAUCAGGAUGAACUAUGAAACAGAACUGGAACAGUCUGAGAAACGCAAACAAGAUUUAUUGGCUGAAAUAGUGCUGGAGGAACAGCGAGGCAGAGAACUUUCUAAAAUUGUCAAAGAACUGCUCCCUGAUAAAAAGAACGAAGCUAUACAAAAACCAUCAAGAGCCAGGAAGAGAAGUAAUGACAGGAACCGGAUGUCUAAGCGCUUGACUGAGGAAGCUGAGAGAUAUAUUGAGGAUUUUAUUUCAAAUGUCGAAGAUACUGAUAUUUCAUCACUUGAUGGAGAAAGAAGUGACACUAGCUCAUCCAUUGGAGGACUAAUAAAACCAGAAUCAUUUAAUAGCCCAUCAAUACCAAGAUCUCUUCCGGUUGAAAUGGAUGGGGUCAUGUUUCCAUGGUUGCAGUGGGAGACUAGUAAUGAUGCUUCCCCUACAACAAACCUCAACAAAACACGGACGCCAGUAACUCCAAAAAUUGCCAGUUUCAUUCAGGAAAUCAAGAAAGUACGAGAUCAAAGCAAUCGUUCUGUCAGCAGCCAUGGAAGCUGGAGCCCUGAUGGUAUUGUAGAGUAUUCAAGCAGUAAGUUUGGCGAAUCCUAUGAAAGCCAGACAUUGUCUACUGCAUCAUCUAAAGGAAUGAAUUAUGAUAUGGAUGAGUACCUCGAACUCAAAAAAAGCGAAGAUCUUCUGAUUGAGAGAUGGAGGCAACGGCAAAGAAUGGAUUCAGGCAGUCUCCUGUUAUGUAACCUAAGAUUAUUUUAGCCGUCUGUUCCUGAAUUUAUAUGUACAGAUCGUCUUAUUAUGCAUGGUAUUCGUAAGUUAUCAUGUUGAUAGGCAUUAUUUGCUCACCAGUAAGUAUGAAAUCUUCUAUUAUAUACUA
Messenger RNA from Neltuma alba, 2079 nucleotides. RefSeq lists its product as uncharacterized. The record is from RefSeq and is a predicted model, not a curated record. The coding region runs from base 171 to 1961 and encodes 596 amino acids. Lineage: Eukaryota; Viridiplantae; Streptophyta; Magnoliopsida; Fabales; Fabaceae. The transcript is spliced from 8 exons.